CAUGUCCGACCCGGAGCGAUGGGGAAGCUCGAGGACAACGAGAGGGUGAUCCUCAACGUGGGCGGCACGCGGCACGAGACCUACCGCAGCACCCUCAAGACGCUGCCGGGCACCCGCCUGGCCCUGCUCGCCUGCGAGCCGCAGGGCGCCGAGUCGCCGGGCGCCGAGGAGCCGCCGCCGCCGCCCAACCCGCCGCCGCUGCCCGGCGGCUGCCCCGACUCCGGCAGCAGCUGCAGCCCGCGCAGCAGCGGCGGCGCCAGCGAGUUCUUCUUCGACCGGCACCCGGGCGUCUUCGCCUAUGUGCUCAACUACUACCGCACGGGCAAGCUGCACUGCCCGGCCGACGUGUGCGGGCCGCUCUUCGAGGAGGAGCUCGCCUUCUGGGGCAUCGACGAGACGGACGUGGAGCCCUGCUGCUGGAUGACCUACCGCCAGCACCGCGACGCCGAGGAGGCGCUCGACAUCUUCGAGGCGCCCGACCUGCUCACGGGCGAGCCGCCCCCCGACGGCGCCGGCGACGACGACGAGCUGGCCGCCAAGCGGCUCGGCAUCGAGGACGUGGCGGCGGCGGCCGGCGGCGCUGCCGACGGCAAGGGCGGCCGCUGGCGGCGGCUGCAGCCGCGCGUGUGGGCGCUCUUCGAGGACCCCUACUCCUCGCGGGCCGCCAGGUUUAUUGCUUUUGCUUCUUUAUUCUUCAUCUUAGUCUCAAUCACAACCUUUUGCCUGGAAACGCAUGAGGCUUUCAAUACUAUCAUAAACAAAACCGAGCAGGUUGUCAAUGGCACAGAAGCCGUUCUACAGUAUGAAAUUGAGACAGAUCCAGCUCUGACGUACGUGGAAGGGGUCUGCGUGGUGUGGUUUACAUUUGAAUUUUUAGUCCGCGUUGUGUUUUCCCCAAACAAACUCGAAUUCAUCAAAAACCUGUUGAAUAUCAUUGACUUUGUGGCCAUCCUGCCCUUCUACCUAGAAGUGGGCCUGAGUGGGCUCUCCUCCAAAGCGGCUAAGGAUGUGCUUGGCUUCCUCAGGGUGGUAAGGUUUGUGAGAAUCCUGCGCAUCUUCAAGCUCACGCGGCACUUUGUGGGUCUCCGGGUGCUGGGCCACACUCUGCGAGCCAGCACCAACGAGUUUUUGCUGCUGAUAAUAUUCCUGGCACUCGGUGUUUUGAUAUUUGCCACCAUGAUCUACUACGCGGAGCGUGUGGGCGCCCAGCCCAACGACCCCUCAGCGAGCGAGCACACGCAGUUCAAAAAUAUCCCCAUCGGCUUCUGGUGGGCUGUGGUGACCAUGACCACCCUGGGAUACGGGGAUAUGUAUCCGCGGACCUGGUCGGGCAUGCUGGUGGGGGCCUUGUGCGCUUUGGCCGGGGUGCUGACCAUAGCCAUGCCCGUGCCUGUGAUCGUUAACAAUUUUGGAAUGUACUACUCCCUGGCGAUGGCCAAGCAGAAACUGCCGAGGAAGCGGAAGAAGCACAUCCCUCCGGCCCCUCAAGCCAGCUCCCCCACGUUCUGCAAGACGGACUUGAACAUGGCCUGCAACAGCACGCAGGGGGACAUCUGCCUGGGCAAGGACAACCAGCUGAUGGAGCAUAACAGGUCAUCAGUGUUAUCAGGUGAAGACAGUGCAGGAAGUGAGCAGCCACUCUCACCUGGUGAAAGGCUUCCUCCCAUCAGACGCUCUAGUACCAGAGACAAAAACAGAAGAGGGGGAACAUGUUUCCUACUGACAACAGGUGAUUACACGUGUGCUACUGAUGGAGGGAUCAGGAAAGCCUGUCUACUGUAUUCUCCAUCUGUCUCCAUACAGCACUGAGAUACUGUUAAAAUGCUCCCCUCUUUUAAGAUUAUCUAAGGACAUUUUUCUCCUUUUCUCUUUUUUUAUGUGGACUAUACAUACAUGUAUAGAUAAAUAUAUUUAUAUAUAUAUUUCAAGUGCAAGUUAGUAUCAUUUAGACUAACUCAUGUGGGCACUAUGAAGAUUUUUUGAGUGGAAUUUAGCAAUGAUUUUAUAGUUCUGACCAGUUGCCUAUUGCAUGACCAUCAAUCCUGCUUCCUAGCAACCAACAUCCAUUACAUUUUGAAACCGUAUCUCCUCUAGUGGCUUUUUCUUUCAAUCUGAACAUAUGUUUAUGCAAUAGGACAAACACCAUAGUGGAUUUUAUAUUCUGGGCUGGUGAGGAAAAAUUAUCAUAAAGCAGAUAUUUUGAACUACAUGGGGAAGACCAUAACUCACCGAAUCUUAAAAUAUCCUUGAGACUGUUGAAUAAUCCCUGAUUGUCGUGUUUUAAUUUUUGUUAGGAAGAGAAAUAUAACUUAUUGUUGACCAUGUAACAUGUUCUCCUGUAUAUAGCCUAGCCCAACAGCAUGAUCUGCAUGUCAGAAUCCUUGUAUAAUAAUGUAUUUAUCGAAGUAUACAUUUCUGAUAUUUAGAGAUGUACAUUUGUUUAGUUUUGGUAAAAUAUUGUCAAUAGAUAAUUGCAAACAGCUUUUAGCAAAGGAAUUAAUAUAAUAUCUGGUGCUGCUGUUAUAUUAACUACAGUGUUGUACAGAAUUUAUCAUGGAUUUUUGACUGCUGAAAAAGGGACAAUGGAAUUUAGCCAUACCAAGGACUGUACUGGAAAGAGACUCCUGCUGCUGAAUGGGCCCUGAUAAACAGCUCACGCCUUGAGGAGGUCACUGAGACUUUACACGGGAAGUAGAGCUUGUGAAGGAAGAUUAAAGACCGCUCGUAAUUACUGCUGCCAGUGGAAGGGGUGCCAAGUCACUGUUGAUGAGCCAGCUGUAAAUAAAAUGUGUGUGCAUGGAAUAUCAGUUUUUAUCUAUAUCAAGGAAAGCUGAGUUCAAGUCAUCAUUGCUAAGACUCCAUGCAAAGACCCACACCCCUAUGUAUAUCCUUCCUGGUUCCCGCAGUAAGCUGUGCUGUGGAUCAUACAAAGACACACACCUAUAAUGAUAGUGAUGUAAACUACAUCUGUCUUGACUUGCAUCAUAAUAUUGGUAUAUUUUGCAAAGGUCACAAAUAUGGACAGAGUAGGUUUGCAUAAAUCUUUGCUUCCUGCGUUUGCCAUGAUCUAUAUUUAUAUGAAUUCUAGCGUACAUGCCAAAUCUUAGUUUACUUUUCACUUGAUAAGAGAAAUGUGACUGCAGACAAACAUCACUGACUUUGUUCACAGCACACAGUCUUUUUUCAUUGUUACCUCAGACUAUCAAUAUUAUGAGAGAUAAAAUUCUGGCAGCAAGAAUUUCUUUUUUUAUUAAAAGUGUUGCAAACUCAACAUCAGUAAGUAUGUAAGAUGUAUUAAAAUAAUAUCCUAAAAAUGUAUAUUUUACAUAAAAGAGAUAUUCUUUGAUCAGUUACUUUUUGUGAUUUUUGUGGUAAAUGGAACAAGUCUAUUCUAUGUUUAUGAAGCAUUGUAGUGGUACGAUGUGAUAAUUACGUUCUCUCCAUCCUAUUCAAUGAGAAAUUCUCCAGAAUUUGUUUGUCACCCUGGUGUCCCGAUUGUAGGGACAUAUCCCAAUUGUGAAACUCUGUAUCGUGGAACUUCUGUGAACAUGUCAAGGUGCAUGCACAAUCCUGGUGGAAACCAGUGGAAAUGUAAUAUCUGAAUUGG
Molecule: messenger RNA, 3607 nt
Organism: Nothoprocta perdicaria
Lineage: Eukaryota; Metazoa; Chordata; Aves; Tinamiformes; Tinamidae
Gene: KCNC2
Product: potassium voltage-gated channel subfamily C member 2
Exons: 4
Coding region: 19-1809 (596 amino acids)
Biological process (GO): potassium ion transmembrane transport; protein homooligomerization
Cellular component (GO): neuronal cell body membrane; voltage-gated potassium channel complex; axon
Molecular function (GO): protein binding; delayed rectifier potassium channel activity
Source: RefSeq, a predicted model, not a curated record